AUGUCUAUCAACCUAUCUUCCAGCGAAACCGUGAAAUUGGAGCAAGAACACUCUGCUCACAACUACCACCCACUUCCUGUGGUCUUCCAGCGUGCUUCUGGCGCCCAUGUUUGGGACCCAGAGGGAAAAGAGUACUUGGACUUUUUGUCGGCUUACUCUGCUGUCAACCAAGGUCACUGUCACCCAGAAAUUAUCGCUGCGUUGGUUGACCAGGCUUCCAAGCUAACGCUUUCCUCGAGAGCGUUCUCCAACGACGUUUUCGCUGCGUUUGCCAAAUACGUCACCGAAUACUUCAACUACGAAAUGGUUUUGCCCAUGAACACCGGUGCCGAAGCCGUUGAAACCGCUUUGAAACUUGCCAGACGUUGGGGUUACACUAAGAAAAACAUCCCAGCUAACGAGGCCAUCAUUUUGGGCGCUCACAGCAACUUCCACGGCCGUACUUUCGGAGCCAUCUCCCUCUCGACUGACGAUGACUCGCGUAACAACUUUGGUCCUUUCUUGGAAAACACCACCGCCAAGAUCCCAGGUGGAAACGGCGAAUACAUCCGUUACGGUGUUGUCGAAGACGUUGAACGCGCUUUCAAGAACGCCGGUGACCGCAUUGCUGCUUUGAUUUUGGAACCUAUUCAGGGUGAAGCUGGUAUCGUUGUUCCAGACAAGACCUACUUGACCGAAGUUCAGAAAUUGUGUCGCCAAUACAACGUUUUGCUAAUCUGCGAUGAAAUUCAGACUGGUAUUGCCCGUACCGGUAAGAUGUUGUGCUACGAACAUUCUCCAGAUGUGAAGCCUGACAUGGUUCUUUUGGGUAAGGCCAUCUCUGGUGGUGUUCUACCAGUCUCGUGCGUUUUGUCCUCCAAGGACAUCAUGCUAUGUCUAGAGCCAGGUUCCCACGGUUCUACUUACGGUGGUAACCCAUUGUCCUCUCGUGUGGCCAUUGCUGCUUUGGAAGUGGUGAGAAAGGAGAACUUGGUUCAAAAGGCUCAAGAAUUGGGUGACUACUUGCAAAAACAACUUUUGGAGCUACAGGCUUCUGCUGGCGGUAUCAUCUCAGAAGUCCGUGGUAAGGGUUUGUUGACCGCUAUUGUUAUCGACCCAAAGCACGCCAACGGUAGAACCGCUUGGGAUCUAUGUUUGCUAAUGAAGGACCAAGGUGUCUUGGCCAAGCCUACCCACGAGCACAUUAUCAGAUUGGCUCCACCUUUGGUUAUCUCCAAGGAAGACUUGGACAAGGGUGUUGACGCCAUCAAGAAGUCUUUGGAAUUGCUUCCAACCGCUGAAAAAUCUGCUCAUUAA
Molecule: messenger RNA, 1296 nt
Organism: Lachancea lanzarotensis
Lineage: Eukaryota; Fungi; Ascomycota; Saccharomycetes; Saccharomycetales; Saccharomycetaceae
Gene: CAR2
Product: LALA0S03e07910g1_1
Exons: 1
Coding region: 1-1296 (431 amino acids)
Cellular component (GO): cytoplasm
Molecular function (GO): L-ornithine transaminase activity; identical protein binding; pyridoxal phosphate binding
Source: RefSeq, a predicted model, not a curated record